AUGGCAGAAGGCCUGAUCCCUUAUGUUUACAGGACAAUCAAAAGGUCCAAGAGUCGCCGGAGAUACGAGUGUAUUACUUUGGGGAAGCCCCAAAGCUUGGAGACUAAUUACAGCAGAUGUGCCGAACUCAUCCCCACCAACGGGAACGCUCAUUUGGGGCCACCGCCGGAGAGGAUGGCAGGAGUACUUCAUGUAGAACACCCAGCUGAUCACCGACGAUGCAGAUCCGUCGAAGAUUUUUCCGGCGGAUUGCAUUCGCCCAACAAGGAGAAAAGGCCCGGUUCUUCUAAGGAGCUGGUGCGCUUCAGAAGUAAUAGUUUUCUGUCGUGUAUAAGUGGUGCGUAG
Molecule: messenger RNA, 345 nt
Organism: Nelumbo nucifera (sacred lotus)
Lineage: Eukaryota; Viridiplantae; Streptophyta; Magnoliopsida; Proteales; Nelumbonaceae
Source: RefSeq, a predicted model, not a curated record